Cariama cristata (Red-legged seriema) is the source of this 1754-nucleotide messenger RNA. Its product is annotated as testis- and ovary-specific PAZ domain-containing protein 1-like. The annotation marks the transcript as partial. NCBI's taxonomy places the organism in Eukaryota, Metazoa, Chordata, Aves, Cariamiformes, Cariamidae. Gene Ontology annotation, biological process: spermatocyte division; spermatid development. The record is from RefSeq and is a predicted model, not a curated record. The transcript is spliced from 13 exons. Gene Ontology annotation, molecular function: protein binding.
AUUACAGAUCUUCAGGAAAAAGUCCUUUACUGCCAUUGCAAAAUUACGGAAAUUUUGAACCAUGGAAGAUGGAAGAAAAUGCACUUGCUUCUCGUUCAGUCCAGCAGAUCCUCCAGAUGAUUGAAUUGCCCCGUAAAUACUGCAGAUUUUAUUUCAUGACUUUGCGUGGGUGUGAAAGAGCAAAAUGUUGGUUUUGGCAUGUUCCUGAACAAGGGGAUGAAAAGCCAGCUGUAGAUGUUCUUCUGAAAGUUUUUGAGCAUGUGGCUUCUUUGAAUAUAAGAGACGCUGUGCCUACAUUAAUCAGUACCUUUUGUAAGCUCAUUGAUGCUGGUAUGUUCCUUGAGUUUGAACAUUUUGACUGUAUUAUUAAGUUCCUUCAUCAAUUGCAAGUUUCCAGUCAGGAAAUAAAUACUGUUUUGAACAUAAAAUCCAGUACCUUUCAGCCACGGAUCUCAGUGUUUUACCAGUGCAACUUACCACACAUGUUGGAGGAAAGACAUUUUGAAAAGAACUGGCUUUUUGACUUCAACUUGGCAGCAACUGAAAUUCAGCAUUGCAGGGAAAAAAGUGAUUGGACCAAGCUGGGAGCUUUGUAUGUUAAUGCGAGAACUGGAUGCGAACAUUUUGAUUUUCAGAAAUUGUCUUUAUGUGUUGCUGAAAUACUAACCAGAGAUUCUGAGACAGAAAAACCAGGAGUUCCUUUUUGUGAUUUUGCUGAUGCAGUAAUAAAAAAUUCACAACAUAACGAAGCAGACAGAAUUUUCAUUGGAAGGAGUGGGAUAAGUGUAAUGUAUUCUUAUCACAAAGUACUGCAGUGGAUGAAGGGAAGGAAGGUUUUGGAUAAAUUGCAUGAGCUAAAGAUACAUUUUACGGUCUUGAAAGGACUUACAGGGCCAGAGAGUUUAGCAUCAAGAUGUCAAAUUGUUAAUAAAGCUGCAGAAAUUUUUCUUAAAACAGGAAGUUUGGAUGGAGCGACAUGGGUAUUGAGAGAGUCAGAGUGGACCACAAAUGCACCAUUGUGGCCCUGUGAUAAAGUGGAUAUCCUCAAUCGACAUAACCUGUUAUGUACACUAGUGCACAAAUACUUGACGAAGAGUUUAUACAGGCAGGCAUUUGAAGUUCUGCGGAACUUACCUGGUUUUCAAAAUCGUUCUGAUACUGUAAAUGUUUCUCAGUACAACUGCCUUUUUAACAAGCUGAUAAAAGCCUGUUUUGAGAGCAAGAAUCUUGGGGUCUCAUCUUCUGCAGUAGACUUCAUGCUUUCAAAAAACAUUGCUAUUGAUUUUUUUUUACUUAGAGAAUUAAUCACAGCUUUGGGAAGAAGUUCUUUGUGGUGUAAAGCUAGGACCUAUUACAAAAGUGCUUUAUCAUUGGGUUGCUACCCACCACUGCAGGGAAAUUUAUAUCACAAAUUUUUGAGAAUUCCGUCUUACCUGUCUGAGAUUGAGAUGCUGCUGGCCAUUGAAAUAUUUCUUGUUUCCAAUGCCAGUGAUAUUCAGAGUCCAAUGGCUACUAGUCAGACUCUUCAAAUAAUACUGAAAAGAUGUGAAGAUCAGACAGUUCAGAAUAACAGUGACUAUCAAGCGGCAGCAGAGAGACUGAUCCUGGCUGCUCAUAUAUCUGAUCCAAAGCUUUUUCUUAAGCAUAUGACAAUGAAUGUUAAUAUGGAAGAAGUUUACAGCUUGGAGCUUACAUCUGCUCUAAAAUGGCUUCAGGAGAAUAUGAAAUGGGCUGGGAAGGUCUGGCUGUUUUAG